AGCUACGUAGCAGGAGGAUGCAUUUCUUUUCAGCCUGAGGCAGCAACCGUCAUUCUGUCCAUCGCCGUCACCGCCCCCUUGGCGACCUGUUCGCUUGUGCAGCCCGCUCCUAUCAAACAGCUGCGAGCCUUCGAUUGCUGUUGCGAGAUCGUCGAGUUACCUGGCUAGGCAUCGCGACCUCCAACACCACGACCUAUCUCCAUCCGCCGCGCCCCCGCAAUCCAACACGACUCGCUAUUGCGUGAAACAAGCCUGCGCACACGACUGCAGCAACAACACAUACACAUACAUGUCAUAAUGGUGCUCUACGCAUUCUACAUCUUCGAUCGACACACACAAUGCAUCUACAGCCGGCGCUGGACCCCCUCCCCACGCCCAACAUCCUCUAGCAGCAAGCCUUCCGCCGACGCCCCUCCCGCAGCCCCAACCCGCGCGCCGCUCUCGCACUCCGACGACGAGAAGCUGAUCUUCGGGCUCGUCUUCUCGCUGCGCAACCUAGUGCAGAAGCUGGGCGGCACCGACGACACGUUCCUGUCCUACCGCACGGGCGAGUACAAGCUGCACUACUACGAGACGCCGACGCGCAUGAAGUUCGUCAUGCUCACCGACACCAAAGUCAUCAACUUGCGCCAGUAUCUGCACCAGAUCUGGGCGAAUCUGUACGUCGAGUAUGUGGUGAAGAAUCCGCUUGCGCCGACGGAACACCCGGGGGGGAUUGGCGUGGCGAACGAGCUGUUUGAGACGGGGCUGGAGCGGUUUAUCGAGGCUGUACUGCCCGUGUGAGGGGGGUGGGGAUGGGGAAGGAAUAGACAUGAAUUGAAGCAUGGACGGUGUUGGAAUGGCCGAGUGCCAAGAAGAGAGAGAGUACGGCCCGAGUCUGGCCUGGGUACGGGCAUGGUAGACGGAUUAUGAUACCCCACGUUAUAUUUACGGCGUUGAAUCCUUUGGAGCUAUCUAGGGCGAGGAUGAGUAUAAGGUCAAGGGAGUUUGAGGCGACAGGAUCUAUUGAAGAGGAUUCGAUUCGAUCCCACAGCCAUAUAUAGAAGGGCGAGAUACAUAUAGACAAGACGAGACAACAACAGUCAAGUGCGUAGAUUCAUUCAUCUCUUCACAUGGGUAUAACAUAGCACAACCC
Dothidotthia symphoricarpi CBS 119687 is the source of this 1135-nucleotide messenger RNA. RefSeq names its product snare-like protein. Gene Ontology annotation, cellular component: TRAPP complex. NCBI's taxonomy places the organism in Eukaryota, Fungi, Ascomycota, Dothideomycetes, Pleosporales, Dothidotthiaceae. The coding region runs from base 298 to 783 and encodes 161 amino acids. The transcript has 2 exons. Gene Ontology annotation, biological process: endoplasmic reticulum to Golgi vesicle-mediated transport. The record is from RefSeq and is a predicted model, not a curated record.